Molecule: messenger RNA, 561 nt
Organism: Drosophila mauritiana
Lineage: Eukaryota; Metazoa; Arthropoda; Insecta; Diptera; Drosophilidae
Gene: Tbca
Product: tubulin-specific chaperone A
Exons: 2
Coding region: 1-333 (110 amino acids)
Biological process (GO): tubulin complex assembly; post-chaperonin tubulin folding pathway
Cellular component (GO): cytosol; microtubule cytoskeleton
Molecular function (GO): beta-tubulin binding
Source: RefSeq, a predicted model, not a curated record
AUGACAGACCCUCGCAUUCGGCAGCUGGUGAUUAAAUCCGGAGUGGUCCGGCGGUUGACCAGGGAGAAGUAUUGCUACGCCAAGGAAGUGGUGACCGAGCAGGCGAGGUUGGAGAAGCUCAGGGGCGACGGAGCCGACGACCACGUACUGCGCAAGCAGGAGGAGGUCAUCCAGGAGUGCAUCAUGAUGGUGCCCGACUCCAAGAGAAGACUGCAGAAGGAGUACGAGGUACUGGAGAAGUACCUCGCCGAUGAGCAGGACCUGAUCGAGACAGAUUCGUAUAAGAAGGCAGCGGAGAUCCUCAAAGACGCCAAAGCUGAACUGGAGACCUAGAACCACCCCUUCACUUCAUUCACUGCCCCUAAUGUCAGCAUUAAUGCUGGCUCCUCAUGGCAAUUCCAUCUCCAAGUUCUGAGCUGCAGAGCGGCUUGAAUCCCCACGUGCUGAGCUAAUACUCUUUCCCUUUGUUUUAAAAAAAUUGCAUUAUAUUUUUUUUUUAAAUGUAUUACAAGGAAUCGGCUAGUUGCUGGUGGCGUUCGCCUGACUUUCGCUUAAUAAAAA